Molecule: messenger RNA, 2970 nt
Organism: Monomorium pharaonis (pharaoh ant)
Lineage: Eukaryota; Metazoa; Arthropoda; Insecta; Hymenoptera; Formicidae
Product: fibroblast growth factor 1
Exons: 4
Coding region: 1400-2107 (235 amino acids)
Biological process (GO): fibroblast growth factor receptor signaling pathway; positive regulation of cell population proliferation; positive regulation of protein phosphorylation
Cellular component (GO): cytoplasm
Molecular function (GO): growth factor activity; fibroblast growth factor receptor binding
Source: RefSeq, a predicted model, not a curated record
GGGCGCCUUGCGCGAUCAUUAAGCUCGGUGGAUCUUUAUUGCGUGCUGACGAGAUCAAAAUUUUCCUCGUCGAAUCUAUCCAAAGUGUCAUGUAAAAUUGAAGAAAAUUAUAUUUUUAUUCUUGUUAUGAUACGAACAAAAUUUAACGGCUGCUGGGUAUUCUACGAUCUUACAGUAUAGAAUUUUCUUCCUUCUCUUUGUUUAUUAAUCCCGCAAGAAGUUUGUAACAUACGAUAUGUGAUCGUAUAUAUUCAAUUGUGUAGAAAUUAUGUUAAGUAUUUAGAUGUUGUCAGUGUUUCUUGUAAAUAAUAAUUAAGUAUAAUAUUAAUGGCAGCUGUAAUAAGUAAUUAGCGCGCAUGACGGUGUCGAUGUACUACAAAAUAUUAUACGUCGAAGAAGAAUCUAAGUUGAUAAUUACAAUGUCUCUGGCUUAAAUUAAUAAUGCUUUUUUAAUUAAUAAUUAAGUAACUAUAACAUGCGCUUCUGUUUUUUAUUUUGAAUUUUAACAUUAUUGAUACAUAAAUGCGUACAUAGAUGUAAUUAUGUAUUUAUCUAUUGUAAUUAUCUAUUAGUAUUCAACACGCAUGGCCGCUAGUAGACCGAGACCACCAUUAAAUCUCAAACACUAUAUAUUUCUUAUAUUGCCCCGAAUAAUAUUUCGCACGCGUGGGUACCUUUAAUAUUAGCGAAUAGAUUCUAUCAUCUCCCUCACCUUUCUCGAUAAACGAGAGUAACGCUCUUUUACGAAAGAUUUUAGAGCUAUCUUGAUUUUUCUAGCAAAAAAAGCAUAAAUUAUGGCGUUUCAAAUUCUCUUCUUGUAAAGCUUUAUGAAAAAAAAAAGAUGAAAUAAUACUAAGAUAAAAUAUAAUUUCUUUAUGUAAGGUUUACCGUACUAAAUUUUAGAUAACGUAAAAAUAUUUGUAUAUUAGUCGAAGAAAUUAAAAAAAACAUGUAAUAGAAAUGCAUAUUGAAUAAAAUUAUAUUGCUAGAUAAGUAAUAUUGUAAAUUGAGUACAAUAAAUUAAGAUACAAUAAUGUUUAAAUACGAAACAUUAUCGUACAUAUCGUGCCAAGGCGACUUAAGAAGUUUUUUCGAAUAUGAUCCCUGCUUUAGGAUUCUAAAGCAAAUCUAAAUAGGAUUAUAACGUAAUUUUAAACGGUCAUAGAGAUAAUUUGUUAAUGUUAUUUUUUGAAAAAGCAGGGUAUGGUUUAAUAGCUCGUAAAUUUAUGCUUCUAUGAUCCAUAGCCAUAUCUCAUAGUAUUUAGUCGUAAAUGUAGUCACAUGAUGCUUACUCUGUAGCAACAAUACUGAAAAUGCGGCUUCCGAUGGUCGCGCAGAUUUAGAUGCACAAUGUGAAAAUCGGUUCGUGAAUUUAUGCAGCAGCCGAGAAACCGAGAAAAUGAGUUUGCGCUGGAUUUACGAGAAUCUAGAAGCGCCAACGUGUGACGAGGAAUGCAGCGAUAUCGACGACAGUUGCAGCAAUGACAGCUACGACACGGAAUUGUCUCUUCCGGAGGAGGAUGACGUGAUGGAAAAUGGAAAAGGUAUCGCUCGCGGUGGCCGGAAGACGAGGGAAACCAGAAAAGCUCCGACUUCGACCGUCACCUUCGACGGGAACGGAACGCCACUCAACAUUAAACCUAACUCGAAAUCACGCAAAUAUCCGCCUUAUAUAAUAUGGGAUCCUCGACAACCAGCAAAAAAUCCUAUCUAUAAUUGUCGGAUAAUCAAGCUGUACUGCCGCACCGGUUAUCAUCUAGCAAUUACGCCGUCAGGACGGAUCGAAGGAUUAACCGGAAACAAGGAGUCAUACGCUCUGCUUUAUGCGACACCGGUAUCUUUUGGCGUUAUCAGAAUACAAAGUAUCGAAACAAAACUGUACUUGGCAUUUAACAAGAAAGGGCGGUUGUACGGAGAGGUAAAUAUGACCAAGGACAAUACCGAAUGGGAACAAUGGAGCAUUGGUUCCUACGACGCGUUUCGAUCGCGUAAAUACGUGCACUACGGUUGGUGGAUAGGAAUAAAGAAAAAUGGACGACCAAAGCCGGGGCCGAAAACAUUUUGGGGACAAAAAACGAUACAAUUUUCGGCUAUCCAAGAGGAUUAAUUAAUUUAAAACUCUCAAGCUACAGACGGACAAUUUAUGGGGCAUGUCUCUUAUUUCAGAUAUUUCAAUCGUUGCGUUAAACUUUAUUUGGAAAAAAGGAGGAAUAAUCUAGGAAUAAUCUAGGAAUAAGUGCUUUAUAAGCAAGAAUAACGUCUCAUGAGGAAUACGGGAAUCAUUCGGACGAAUAAUCGAUAAUCAUCGAACGAUAUAACGUUUAUUAUAAUACUGUGUCACUCAACGACGGAAUAAUUUAAGAUUGUGCAUUCUGCUUGUGCCCUUAAAUUAAAACUCUAUCGCAAAUCGCAAUUUCUCAUUUGCAGCAAAUACAUAUUUAUUACUCUUAUUAUUAUAAUAUUAUUAUUAUUAUUAUUAAUUAUUAUUAUUAUUAUUAUUCAUGUCAUUACAAUCGUCAAAUUGAGAUGAUUACUAGCAAAAUGAUUGCAUUUGUGCAAUUCAUUUCGUAAGUAGCUGAAUUUAUCUAACUAUCUCGCUUAUAAUGUAUGGACGAUAAUAUACGAAUAUCAGCUUUUCGUAAUACGUCAAUUACAGCAUAUUGCAAUUGUAUAUAGGCUUAUACAUUAUCUCUUUCAUACAUCUACAUAUAAUGCGUAUAUAUUAAUACAUCAAAAUUUUACAACCAAGAUUUUUCUAUUAAAAAAGCAAAUAUCUCUCGAUGUAAAUAUAUACAUAUAAUGUGGCUUCAAACAUUUUAAUACUCAACUUAGCUAAUAUGAUGGGUGCAUUUCAAGCAAUUUUCGAAAAAAACAUAAAUGUAAAUGGUAAAUGUAUGAAAAAGAAAUAAAUUAUAGUAAUUGUGUAUAAAAAAAAUAUUAAUUAAAGUUAACGAUAUGUAUGAAAUAAAA